AUGGCGCUGGAGCUGGGGAGGGGUUUGGCGGGGUGUGAAGAGGUGCUGCUGUAUGCAUGCCGGUUCUGCGGCAAGCGAUUCUCGCAGCCGCAGGCACUGGGAGGCCAUAUGAACGCACACCGGCGAGACCGUAAGGCAGAAGAAACCAGUGUCCAGCAGGCGACCGCCCUACCUCAGACUCCUCGUGCACAGGCGGAUUCACCCGGGGUUUUCAUGCCGCCUGCAGCAGGCUCGGUCUCUGCAGCACAGUCAACCCAGCCGCAUCUGCCAGUCCAGGCACUGCCUGCAUCGCAGCUGAUGCAUCUUCUUACUGCAGCAGAGUCUAUCACUGUUGCACAAAAUUUUGAGUCGACCCAAAACGCGCAUGUCCAGGCACUUCCUGCAGCACAGCCGGGACAUUCUCUAACUGCAGCACAGUCGAUCACUGCUGCACAAUUGUUGAGCGCAGCUCAGUUGCUGGGCAAAGCAGGGUCGUACCCAGGAGCAGAGCUAUUGGGAAGGACAGGCAGGGUGGAAACAGCGUCUGCUGAUGCUGCUGUCUCCUCUGCGUUACCUGCUGCAAGGUUAGGCUCGGCAACGGAAGCUGGUUUGGUGGCUGCCGGUUCUGGUUCGGCGACCGGACCUGGGUUUCCAGCUGGUUCAGGGUUUAGCUCUGGUGCUGCUGCAGGGACGGCAUCAGGAGCAGGGUACAGUGUCAGUUCGGGUGUGAGGCUUGGAGCAGGUGCGGUUACUACCGAUCGUGGCCGGUUUUCACCGGCGGGCAGGAUGGAGCUCGCGCACGCGCUGGACGAGGCGGGAAUUCUCGACGGCCUAUUGGAUGCCGCCACGUCAGCAAAGCCACACGUCAGAAAUCAGGCGCUUCGCGCGUUGAGCCGUUUCUCCCACUCGGAAUAUACACUCAAGUCGCUGCUAAUGACCAAGGGCAUUCUGCCUCUGCUCGCACGCUCCCUCUCCCACCUGCCCCCCGUGCCCGCGCCUUCUGUCGCUCAUAGUGCUGACGCCGGGAUUGGCCCUGCGUCUGCUCAUGUGGCUGAUUGUGCUGCACAUAGUGCCGAUGUUGGGACAGGCCGUGCGUCUGGCCGUGUUGGUUCUGCUGGUGAUUGUGCUAAUGCUAGGGCUGAUCCCGCUGUUGGUCCUGAAGAGCAGCAGCUUGGGGAGGAGGGUGCACUGGACCUGCUCGCUCGGAUCCUGCACCACCACCGCUACCCCCGCUUGCACAGCCAAUCAGCAGCUUGGGGAGGAAGGUGCUCUGGAGCUGCUCGCGCGGAUUCUGCACCACCACUGGCACCUCACUCUUCAAUGCAAGCACCAUCAGGCCUGCUGCCGUUGCUGCUCGCCCUGCUUCGCCAUCCCAAGCCCUCGGUGCAGUACGCAGCAGCAGGGGCGCUGUGGCACAUUUCAGCCAAUCAGAGCCUAGGGCCUGCUCUCAUCGUGCGCUACAGAUGCCUGCUGCCCCUGCUGAGCCUCCUUGAUCAGUCGUCGCCCCAGUCAACGGGGGUCAACUACUGUCAGUGGCAGUCAACUCAGGUCGACUGCAUUCAAUGCCAGUCAACGCAAGUCAACUGCAGUGAGUGUGUGUUGCUGCAGCAGAAUGGAUUUUACCGUGACCGUGAAGUGGGGGAGAGGGGAGAGCAUGGGAUGGUGGAAGGAGGGAGAGAGGUGGAGAGAAGUCAAGUGGGGCGAGAUGGGGAAGGAGGUGGAGGAGGGGAAGCAAGAGAGGAGGGGGAACUUGAUGGUAGAGAUCGAAGCAGGGGGGGCAAGGAGGAGCACGGAGCUAUGUUCUUUCUAGAGGGGGCUGUGGAGAUUCUGAUGGGAAUGGCGGCAUUCGAGGCGCCUCAGAAGAGGGAGGAGGAUGGAGCAAUGGCCAAGGAUGGAGCCCCGGGGAUUUCAGACGGGGCUGCUGGGGUGAUGGUGGGGAUGACAGAGGAGGUUGGGCGUGGUGGGGCCCUGAGAGAUACUCAGAGGGAGGAGGAGGAAGGUAGGGAGGAGAAGAAGGAGGAGGUAUGGAAGGAGGAGAGGGAGAAGAAGAGGGAAAAGCAGAGGGAGGAGCAGAGUGAGAGGAAGGGGGAGGAGGAGAGGGAGGAGCAGGAGAAUCGAGUGCGGGUAAAAGCAGCAGAAUUCGCUCGCCGUGCCCUGGGAUACCUUGAUGUACCUCUGACAAACCUGCUUCCUACCCCUGGCACAGGCACACCCGCCUCCUCAGGCGUGCUUUGCAGCCAAGGGGAGGGGCCCCGUGGGGCUGACGAGGGGUGUGGUGAAAUCCUGACAAGGAGCAACGUUCCUGGUUUCAGUGGGAGCGGGAAUGAGAUUGUAACAGGUGAGGAGAGGAGCAACAGCAGCAAUGGCAGCAGGGGUGGGUCGAGCAAGGCUGCAGUGACAGUUACCACAUCGUGUGUGAUUUGCUGUGAGGAGGUGCAGUGCCCCCCUAUUGACCCGUGCGGCCAUGCAGUUGCCUGCCCCUCCUGCCUCCUCUGCCUCGUUUCCAGGAAGCAACCCUGCCCCAUCUGCCGUUCUGCCAUUGGUUGA
Molecule: messenger RNA, 2526 nt
Organism: Closterium sp. Yama58-4
Lineage: Eukaryota; Viridiplantae; Streptophyta; Zygnematophyceae; Desmidiales; Closteriaceae
Source: the annotation of a GenBank genome assembly